Juglans microcarpa x Juglans regia is the source of this 1238-nucleotide messenger RNA. Its product is annotated as probable NAD(P)H dehydrogenase (quinone) FQR1-like 3. Bases 280 to 906 code for a protein of 208 amino acids. The record is from RefSeq and is a predicted model, not a curated record. NCBI's taxonomy places the organism in Eukaryota, Viridiplantae, Streptophyta, Magnoliopsida, Fagales, Juglandaceae. The transcript has 6 exons. Gene Ontology annotation, molecular function: NAD(P)H dehydrogenase (quinone) activity; FMN binding.
UCGGGUGUGUUGUUAUCUGGCACGAAACUCUUUCUUGGAACACCCAACUUCUCCGACGCCUAACCCUUUAUCAUCGAUUUCUUCUAUCUUCUGCGUUGUCACCAGCUCCGGUUCCAUUCACAGAGUUUUGAAGAAUAAAAUAAUGAAAAUGGAGUUACAGCCGAAGAUAGCUUUAAGUGGGUGCAGCCAUUCGUUUUAGACAUUUCUUUGUGAGGCUGUAGAAGGAACAUGCAUUAGUGCCUGUAAAUUGGGAUAAAAGUCUGAUUCUAGGCUGCUGCUAUGGCUACCACCAAGGUCUAUAUAGUAUAUUACUCCCUACAUGGACAUGUGGAGAUAAUGGCAAGGGAAGUGCAGCGAGGAGCUAAUGCAGUUCAAGGUGUUGAAGCAACACUUUGGCAGGUACCUGAGACACUUUCCAACACCAUACUGCAAAAGAUGAAGGCCCCUUCAAAAGCGAAUGAUGUAGCAGAGAUCAGGCCAGAUCAACUUUUGGAAGCUGAUGGUUUAAUUUUUGGGUUUCCUUCUCGUUUUGGCGUGAUGGCAGCCCAGUUUAAGGCCUUCUUCGAUGCCACUGAUGAGCUAUGGGCAUCCCAAGCACUUGCUGGCAAACCUGCCGGAAUCUUCUGGAGCACUGGUUUUCAUGGGGGUGGCCAGGAACUUACUGCACUCACAGCUAUAACACAGUUAGCACAUCAUGGUAUGAUAUACGUUCCUCUUGGCUACACGUUUGGGAGUGGCAUGUUUGAGAUGAAUGAGGUGAAAGGUGGCUCUUCUUAUGGUGCUGGAACUUACGCAGGAGAUGGAUCUCGACAACCUACCGAGCUAGAACUCCAGCAGGCCUUUUACCAGGGUAAAUAUACGGCAGAGAUAACUAAAAAGCUGAGUAACCGCCCCUUGCCUGCAUAACAGACAUAAUACCUAUUCAAGAUGAUGUAAAGUGUAAUGAAACUUUCACCAGAAAUUAAUGAAGACGAUUGAUAUUCACUUGUACAACACAAAAGCCUUUGUCGCCAACGACGCCGACUGUCUUAGCAAAAGCAUGUGUUGCUUAAGCAGAAAAAGGUUUGAUAAUUUCUUGGUGGAUGGAAAAUGCUCUAGACAGAGACAUACCAUUAGAAAAUUGUAAAUGUGUACCAAUUCUUGUGAAUAAGGUGUAAUUGGAGGCCGAAACCUUGUUAUCUGCAUGCAUUAUGUGCAUUAUCUGCAUUGAUGAGUUUUAGGAUGGUUUUAUGAUUUUA